AUGUAUGCCUACAACUCCCAGUUACCUGAUGAGAUUCCUUUUUUUCUUUUUAAUGUUACAAUGUUUCUUUCUUUUGUUCAUUCUUUUUGUUUUGAGCAUUCACAAUACAUAGAGUUUUUCUUUUAUUCAAGACACAGAUUAAGUCUUCGUUUCUUUCUUAUAUUUAAGAUACAUACAUUCUUUCUUUCUUUCUUUCUUACUUUCUUUCUUUCUUUCUUUUAUUCCAGGUGCACAAAAUCUUUCUUCCUUUCUUUCUUACAUUUAAGAUACAUAGAUUCUUUCUUUCUUUCUUUCUUUCUUUCUUUCUUUCUUUCUUUUUUAUUCCAGAUUCACAGAUUCUGUCUUCCUUUCUUUCUUAUAUUUAAGAUACAUACAUUCCUUCUUUCUUUCUUUCUUUCUUUCUUUCUUUUAUCCCAGAUGCACAGAUUAAGUCUUCCUUUCUUUCUUAUAUUUAAGAUACAUACAUUCUUUCUUUCUUUCUUUCUUCCUUCCUUUUAUUCCAGAUUCUUGCUUUCUUUCUUUCUUUCUUUCUUUCUUUCUUUCUUUUAUUCCAGAUUCACAGAUUCUGUCUUCCUUUCUUUCUUAUAUUUAAGAUACAUACAUUCUUUCUUUCUUUCUUUUCUUUUUUCUUUCUUUCUUUCUUUCUUUCUUUCUUUCUUUCUUUUAUCCCAGAUGCACAGAUUAAGUCUUCCUUUCUUUCUUAUAUUUAAGAUACAUACAUUCUUUCUUUCUUUCUUUCUUUCUUUCUUUCUUUCUUUUUUUCUUUUAUUCCAGAUUCUUGCUUUCUUUCUUUCUUUCUUUCUUUCUUUCUUUUUCUUUUCUUUUAUUUCAGAUUCACAGAUUCUGUCUUCCUUUCUUUCUUAUUUAUUCCAGAUUCCACAGAUUCUUUCUUUCUUUCUUUCUUUCUUUCUUUCUUUGAAGAUGCACAGAUUAAGUUUCGUUUCUUUCUUAUUAUUUAAGAUACAUACUUUCUUUCUUUCUUUCUUUUUUUUUCCUUUUAUUCCAGUCUUCGUUUCUUUCUUAUAUUUAAGAUACAUACAUACUUUCUUUCUUUUCUUUUCUUUCUUUCUUUCUUUCUUUCUUUCUUUCCUUUUAUUCCAGAUGCAGAUUAAGUCUUCUUUUCUUUCUUAUAUUUUAGAUACAUUCUUCCUUUUCUUUACAUUUCUUUCUUUCUUUCUUUUUCUUUGUUUCUUUUUUCCAGAUGCAGAUUCAUUCUUUCUUUCUUUUUCAUUUGUUCCUUUCUUUCUUUCUUUCUUUUUCUUUCUUUCUUUUAUCCCAGAUGCACAGAUUAAAUGCAUAGACUCUUUCUUUCUUUCUUUCUUUCUUUCUUUCUUUCUUUCUUUUAUUUCCAGAUUAGAUUCUGUCUUCCUUUCUUUCUUUAUUUUUCUUUACUUUCUUUCUUUCUUUCUUUUUUUCUUUCUUUCUUUCUUUCUUUCUUUCUUUCUUUCUUUCUUUUAUUCCAGAUGCACAGAUUCAUUCUUCCUUUCUUUCUUACAUUUAAGAUACAUAGAUCCUUUCUUUCUUUCUUUCUUUCUUUCUUUCUUUCUUUUAUCCCAGAUGCACAGAUUAAGUCUUCGUUUCUUUCUUAUAUUUAAGAUACAUACAUACAUUCUUUCUUUCUUUCUUUCUUUCUUCCUUUUAUUCCAGAUACAUUCUUUCUUUCUUUCUUUCUUUCUUUCUUUCUUUCUUUCUUUCUUUCUUUCUUUCUUUUAUUCCAGAUGCACAGAUUCUUUCUUUCUUCCAUUUAAGAUACAUAGAUUCUUUCUUUCUUUCUUUCUUUCUUUCUUUCUUUCUUUCUUUCAGAUUUCUUUUUCUUUCUUUUAUUCCAGAUACAUACAUACAUUCUUUCUUUCUUUCUUUCUUUCUUCCUUUUUAUUUUUUUUCUUAUAUUUAAGAUACAUACAUUCUUUCUUUCUUUCUUUCUUUCUUUCUUUCUUUCUUUUAUUCCAGAUGCACAGAUUCAUUCUUCCUUUCUUUCUUACAUUUAAGAUACAUAGAUUCUUUCUUUCUUUCUUUCUUUCUUUCUUUCUUUCUUUCUUUCUUUUAUCCCAGAUGCACAGAUUAAGUCUUCGUUUCUUUCUUAUAUUUAAGAUACAUACAUACAUUCUUUCUUUCUUUCUUUCUUCCUUUUAUUCCAGGUGCACAAAUUCUUUCUUCCUUUCUUUCUUACAUUUAAGAUACAUAGAUUCUUUCUUUCUUUUUUUUUUUUCAGCUUUCUUUCUUUCUUUCUUUCUUUUUAUUCCAGAUGCUUUCUUUUUUUUUUAUUCCAGAUGCACAGAUUCUUUCUUUCUUACAUUUAAGUUACAUAGAUUCUUUCUUUCUAGAAUUCAAUAUAAAUAG
Acanthosepion pharaonis is the source of this 2340-nucleotide messenger RNA. Lineage: Eukaryota; Metazoa; Mollusca; Cephalopoda; Sepiida; Sepiidae. The record is from the annotation of a GenBank genome assembly.